This is a messenger RNA of Selaginella moellendorffii, 888 nucleotides long. RefSeq lists its product as uncharacterized. Gene Ontology annotation, biological process: regulation of DNA-templated transcription. The record is from RefSeq and is a predicted model, not a curated record. The transcript has 3 exons. The coding region runs from base 1 to 888 and encodes 295 amino acids. Gene Ontology annotation, molecular function: DNA binding. NCBI's taxonomy places the organism in Eukaryota, Viridiplantae, Streptophyta, Lycopodiopsida, Selaginellales, Selaginellaceae.
AUGGCUGAGUUCGCAAACAUGAGCGAAUCGCAAGGUUUCGUGGACAAAUGGCGCAUCCAAGGUUUAGAGCAGGCAGCGGUGGGACUUAUACCGUCACCACCGCCGCCAUUCACGCCAAUGGCAACAUCUCCACUGGAACACGAACUGCUCGCUGAAAUGUUAGAGCAGGCCGCGCCGGGAUUCACAACAUCGUCACCGCCGUCGCCGCCCGCAUCAACAUCAUCGGGCUGCACCAAGAACAUCUCCACUGGAACACGACGGGGUGCGGCAGCAACGUUUCACUGUCAGAUAGCGAGAUCAUCUCAGGACAGCUGCAGUACAACGAGCCGUGUCGAGCACAGAAGGUCAUCGCUUCUUCCCAUUCUCUCGUGCUGCCUGUGCGUGAAACUCUUUUUGAGUGGAACUAACGCUCGUUCUUGGGUUUUUUCUUUGGUUUUGGCAGCCGAGAACGAGGUCAUGGAGAAGGCCGAUCUUGGAGAGGUGGACACCGAUUUGGAUCCACUGGCGGGCAACAAGGAGCUCAUGAUGAAGACGCUGAUGAAGAGAGUCUGCUUCAAGAAGAAAAGGAAGAAAAAAAUCCCCAAGGAAGCGAGGCAACAGCUGCUGGACUGGUGGUCACAGCACCAGGAUCAUCCAUAUCCCAAUGUGAGUUUCUUUCAAUGUGUCCUUUCCAUUCCAUUGCUUAUUUUCUUUGACAUAUUGCUUCGUUGUGCUGGACAGGGGGACGAAAAGUCUAAUCUGGCGCAAUCCACCGGGCUGGAACCAAAGCAGAUAAACAACUGGUUUAUAAACCAGCGCAAGCGGCACUGGCCACAGGCAGCGCGCGGGGAAUCGUCACAGCAGCGACAUUCCAAAUCGAGGAAACUCUCCACGACGAAGAAAAAAUAA